AUGGGAGGUUUGGGUUUGUUUGUGGAGGAUAGGAUAGUUUUGGUGGGGGUGGGGGGUGUAUGGGGGUGGUUUGUAAUAAAAGAAAAGAUGGUAGAGGAGGGGUGGAGUAGGGUGGUGUCGUGGUUGGUUGUUAGGGAGAGGGUGGUUGAUUGUUGGUGGGGUGAGAGUGGUAUAGGAGUGGUGGGUGUUGUUUGGUUGGGUGUGUGGAUGGGGUUAUGUAAAUUGGGUUGGAAGAUGGAUGGGGGGGUGGGUGGUUGGUGUUGGUGGGGAAGUGGGAGUGGGGGUGGAAUAAUUUUAUAUGAGAUGGUGUGGGGGAGGGUUGUUGGGGUGGGGAUGUAG
This is a messenger RNA of Knipowitschia caucasica, 339 nucleotides long. The record is from the annotation of a GenBank genome assembly. Lineage: Eukaryota; Metazoa; Chordata; Actinopteri; Gobiiformes; Gobiidae.